Molecule: messenger RNA, 2625 nt
Organism: Columba livia (rock pigeon)
Lineage: Eukaryota; Metazoa; Chordata; Aves; Columbiformes; Columbidae
Gene: GSS
Product: glutathione synthetase
Exons: 13
Coding region: 136-1560 (474 amino acids)
Biological process (GO): glutathione biosynthetic process
Cellular component (GO): cytosol
Molecular function (GO): glutathione binding; glutathione synthase activity; ATP binding
Source: RefSeq, a predicted model, not a curated record
GUCCGGGGGCAGCGAGGGGCCGGGGCAGUUCCGCGGGGCUGGCUGUCGCGGCCCGGCUCUGCAGCUCCGUGAGGGACCUGCCCGUGCUGCCCUGCGGCGGUCGGCGCGCUCGGGACCUGGUGCUCGGCUGCGGCCAUGGCCGCCCCGUGGGAGGACGUUCUGUGCGACACGGCGGCCAUCCGGGAGGCAGCGCUGGUGGCCGUGGACGCGGCGCUGCUGGCGGGGGUGCUGAUGCGGACCGAGGGGCUGCCCAACGCCUCGGAUGUGGUGAAUUACGCCCCCUUCACGCUGCUCCCGUCUGCAGUACCAAGUGCCCUGUUUGAACAAGCGUACGCUGUUCAGCAAGACUUCAACCUGCUGGUGGAUGCUAUUAGCCAAAACAAAGAAUUCCUGGAGCAUACUCUGGCCAGCACCAUCAAGGUAGAUGACUUCACAGCUCAACUCUUCAGAAUCUACGUGCAAGUUUUGGAGGAGGGCUUGGCUCAGUCUGUGUUUCUAGGCAUAAACCGCUCUGAUUAUAUGUUUGACCGUGGGGUGGAUGGGACACCGGCUCUGAAGCAGAUAGAAAUAAACACCAUUGCUGCCAGCUUUGCCGGCCUCACCUCCCGCACUGUGGCGGUCCAUGGGCAGGUGUUGAACGUGCUGGGCAAGCCUGAGGAGGCAUCACGCCUGCCCCCCAACAACCCAUCAAAAGGGCUUGCCAUGGGUAUUGCGAAAGCCUGGGAGCUCUACGGGUCACCAAGUGCUGUGGUGAUGUUUAUAGUGGAGGAAGCCCAAAGGAACAUUUUUGAUCAGCGAUGUGUAGAAAAUGAGCUUUGGAACAGGAAUAUUCGGGUCAUCAGGAAGCAAUUCAGAGAUGUGUUUGAAAAGGGGUCUCUGGAUGAUGCCAGGAGGCUGUAUAUGGACGGCCAGGAGGUCGCAGUGGUGUACUACAGAGAGGGCUACGUGCCGCAGAACUAUGACCAGCAGAACUGGGAGGCACGGUUGUUGCUGGAGAGAUCGAGGGCAGUGAAGUGCCCUGACAUUGCUACCCAGCUCGCAGGCACCAAGAAGGUGCAGCAGGAGCUGAGCCGGCCGGGGACGCUGGAGAAAUUGCUGCCCGGCCGCGCCGAGGCUGUCGCACGGAUAAGAGCAACGUUUGCUGGACUCUACUCCCUGGACAUGGGUGAAGAGGGUGACAAGAUGGCUGCUGCAGCUAUCGCUGACCCUGACCGGUUUGUGCUGAAGCCGCAGCGAGAAGGUGGAGGGAACAACCUCUAUGGUGAAGAGCUCAGGCAGGUUCUGGAGAAGAUCAGAGACAGCCCUGAGAGAACUUCCUACAUCUUGAUGGAUAAGAUCAAACCACAGCCAGUGAUGAAUUACUUGCUGAGGGCUCACAGUCCCCUGCAAGUGUCCGAGUGCAUCUCAGAGCUCGGUAUUUUUGGUGUCUACGUCAGACAGGGCAAGGAGAUGGUGAUGAACAAGGCCGCCGGCCACCUCCUGCGGACGAAGGCGAUCGAGCACGCGGACGGUGGGGUAGCGGUGGGGGUGGCAGUGCUGGACACCCCGUACCUGGUGUGAGGAGGCGAUGCCCCAUCCCACCCGCCUUGCUCUGCUGCCUGAAGAGCUGAUCUGUCGCAGGGACGUUCUCCUUAGGGUGCACUUACAAGGUCUGACGUGCUGGGGACUGUGAGGAUGGACUGUGUGGAUGCGACUGCUUAAAUGUCGUGCCUGCCAGCCCCAGCUUCUCCUCUGCAAUUCCCCCUGCAGGAAGAAAGGACCCUCUUGCUCUGUCUGCUCUGUGCCCUCUGCAUGUCCCAGGACUGCAUUGGUCUGGGUGCUCCCCUGGGGUCCAGCCUGUGGACCAACAGAUCCCAUGGGCUGGCACCAGAAUCCCUCAAUGCUGGUGGCAGACCCCAGCCUGAUGCUGAAUUGCAGCCCUGUGUCAUAGCCAGGGCAUCGACCAACCCUGAAUGCUCAAGAGCUUGUGCCAGGGGUGUCCCGUUGCAGGUCACACACAAGGAGUGUGUCCCACCUGCUCAGCUGCAGCACAUACAGCCCAGGAGCAGUGUCAGGGAGCCCCAGCUUUGGUAAUGGUCCUGCUGGGACAUGGGACUGGGAGCUUCGCAGCAGGGAAGCAAUGGAAUUGCGGGAGAGCCUGGAUGGACGCAGCCCCAGCUGCUUCAUACUGGGACCAGCACCAGUGAGAUGUGUCACCCUCUUGGUUUCAGGACUCGGGAACAGCGCAGCAGUGCAGGACAGGAGUGCAGCUCGUCCAUCCCACGGGCUGUUGCCUCUUCUUCCAGCCCCUCUUCCUCCUCUGCCAAGCAGUCCAAGAGGAAACGUAAAAGAUGCACCUCGGCAAAGCACCUGGGCAGCCUCAGCUCUACCCUCUCAGUGACACCAGCAAGGAGCAGCGUUAGGUCCAGUAUUUCUCAAGCGCGAAGGGGCUGAGUGACAGAUCUGCACCUUGCUGGGCGCAUUGCUGCUGUUGCUGUGUGGCAGUGCCGCAAUCUUCAAUCUUUCACCUUGGAAAGAGUUCAGUUCUGUAAGUCUGGCUGAUUCUGUGAUUCCUGGGGCCUUGUUUUGCUGGCAGGGGGUGUUGAUUACCCCCAGCCAGACAUUAAAAUGUAUGUGCAAUCUGAA